Messenger RNA from Copidosoma floridanum, 4855 nucleotides. RefSeq names its product chitin synthase chs-2-like. Lineage: Eukaryota; Metazoa; Arthropoda; Insecta; Hymenoptera; Encyrtidae. Gene Ontology annotation, biological process: chitin biosynthetic process. Gene Ontology annotation, cellular component: cell periphery; cell septum. The record is from RefSeq and is a predicted model, not a curated record. Gene Ontology annotation, molecular function: chitin synthase activity.
CCCGUCACAUAUAUGUGACAUAUACAUAUUGUAUUCCGUGCGAUCCUACCCCUUGAACGCGAGGUAGGUGCCUGGAUGCAAUAUGCAAGGAGACAAGCAGCACAACGCUUCUCCGUACAAUUUUUACAACGACUUUGACUAUGGAUACGGUGGCAGCGUGUCCACUGACAACGAGGACAAUUAUGACGAUGGGGCCGAGGAUGAAUUCGUGCUCUGGGACUCGUUCAAAUGCACCGAGUCGCCACCACGGACGGGCUCGAUGGUGGAAAAACGGGGCUACGAGGCACUCCUACAGGUAAUCAAGAGCAUCCUCUACGGCCUCCUGCUGGUCGUCAUCCUCGCGGGUAGCGUGAUCGCCAAGUCGAGCGCCCUGUUCGCGACGUCCCAGCUGAGCGGUCGGAGCGUGCCUUACUGCGACCAGUACCCUGGACGCGAUCCCCGCGAAGAACACCGAUACGAGUCGAGUAUCGCCGAGGACGAUCGCAUGCCCUGGGUCUGGUGCAUCAUCUACGCGUUUUCGGUACCGGAGGCCCUCAGUUUUGUCGGCUUCAUCUGGAACUCGUUCUUCUACAGCAUAAAAUUCCCCAAGCUCCGAUACAUCGGGCUGUUGACCCUCGUCGAGGUCUUGCACACCAUCGGCACGGCCACCUUGUUUUUGCUCGCCAUUCCCAAUCUCGAUGUGAUGCAAGGAGCUGCGGUGCUCACCUGCAUCUGCAUCGCUCCCAAUGUUUUAGGUUUUUUGACCAAGUACGGCGACUCGAAACAAAAGCCCCUGCACUUUUACACGGACGUAGGUGCCUUUUGCUGCCAACUGCUGGGACUGUGUGUCUUUACUUAUCUCGCGUCACAGGGCCAACAGUCCUCCGCGUCCUGGACUCUGCCCAUAGCUCUCCUGCUGACUUCUCUGCGCUGGUGGGGAAACUACGUCUCGAGCAACAGCCAUUUCGGCUUCAUCCGCAGUCUCGGGUUGGCCCGCCGAAACCUGCAAGCUUUCCGGCCGGUGUUGACCGGCUACUCGGCUCUGCUUCGCGUAACGACGUUCGUGCUCACCGCCCUCGUGAUAACGACGAGCCGGGGCAUCGCCGCCAAGACCUUUUUCGAGGGUUUCAACAUGAAAUCGUACAACUACAUGGUAUCAUCGGCUAACCGGACUAAUGAAAGCCUAGGAUUGUUCAAGGAGACGACUGCCGACACCGACUGGAUACCCCUGAAAGUCCUUUUGAUCAACGCGAUCGCCGGGAUCUGCGUCUACAGCAGUGCAAAGUUCGCCUGUAAAACGCUGAUGCAGGGCGUGGGUUUCGCUCUUCCCCUGAACUUGUCGGUGCCGCUGACGGUAGUCCUCCUCUGGAUCGCCUGUGGACUGCGAGUCAUCAACGAGUGCUACUUCCACGAAGUCCUGCCAGACGGUCUGUUCUUUUCGUCACCGGCCACGACGAUGUACGAAUACGCCACCAAGUGGUACAGCUACACGUGGCUGUUGUGCCUGUUCUCGCAGAUCUGGAUAACCCGGCAGGUCUGGCACUUUGUCAACCAGAGACUAGCGACGACCGACAAGCUGUUCUCGGUCUCGUCGUACGACGCCCUCGCGCUCGACCAGUCGCUCGCCCUGAGCAGGUGGCGGCGGGAACCCGAAGACGACGAUUACCUCAAGACGGUGGACGAGUUCACCGACGCGAGGGAACUCGAGGAGGAGGAGGACGCGGCCACCGUCAGGGAGGAGGACAAGGUCACGAGGCUCUACGCUUGCGCGACCAUGUGGCACGAGACCGCCGAGGAGAUGACGGACUUUUUGAACAGCAUUCUCAGGCUCGAUCGCGACCAGGGUGUCAUGAGGGCCCUGAAGAAGAGCUUGCGCAUCAGGUCGCGCGACUACUACGAACUCGAAGUGCACGUGUUCUUCGACGACGCGUUCAAGUGCAUGCACGAUUGCGUGGGCCGGUGCAUGCACGACGAGAACAAGACGCAGGUGAACGACUGGGUGAUGGAGUUCGUCAAGACGGUGGAGAAGUGCGUGAGGGCGCGCAACAUGCGACCGAUGGCCCCUAUCAAGUACCCGACGCCUUACGGCGGUCGGCUAGUCUGGACUUUGCCCGACAAAACGCCCCUGUACGUCCACCUGAAAGACAAGAACCGGAUUAGGACUCGCAAGCGCUGGAGCCAAGUGAUGUACAUGUACUACCUUCUGGGCUACCGGCUGAUGGAGCUGCCGGUGACGAUAGAGCGCAAGAGCGCGAUCGCCAAGAACACGUACCUACUGACCCUAGACGGCGACAUCGACUUCAAGCCCUCGGCCGUGAAGACGCUCAUCGAUCGCAUGAAGAUCAAUCCGGACCUCGGCUCGGCCUGCGGACGUAUACACCCGUUGGGUAAGGGCCCACUCGUGUGGUUCCAGCAAUUCGAGUACGCCGUCGGCCAUUGGCUGCAAAAGUCCACCGAGCACACGAUCGGCUGUGUACUCUGUAGUCCUGGGUGCUUUGCUCUGUUCAGGGCCAACGCGCUAAUGGACCACAACGUCAUGAGAAAGUACGCCUCCGUGCCGGAGGAGGCCAAGCACUACAUACAGUACGACCAGGGCGAAGACCGGUGGCUCUGUACCCUCAUUUUGCAACAAGGCUACAGAGUGGAGUAUUCUGCGGCUAGCGACGCCUACACCCACGCCCCGGAGGGCUUCAACGAGUUUUUCAUACAGAGGCGCCGGUGGAUACCCUCGACCAUUGCCAACAUCAUGGAUCUGCUCGAAACGUCAGAGGCGACGAAAAAGGCCAAUCCGGAUAUUUCGUCCAUCUACAUAUUCUACCAAUGGAUUCUCAUGGGAAGUACGAUAUUGGGCCCAGGUACGAUAUUCCUCAUGUUGGUGGGAGCCUUCGUCGCUGCGUUUAGGAUCGACAACUGGACGAGCUUCUACUACAACCUCUUGCCGGUCCUGCUGUUUUGCUUCAUCUGUUACUUUUGCCGAGAAAAAAUUCAACUCGCAGUCGCCGCCGUGAUAACAGCGCUGUACGGCCUGCUGAUGAUAGUCGUGCUGGUCGGCAUAAUGAUCCAGAUCUCGGAAGACGGCUGGCUAGCCCCGACCACCGUGCUCUUCCUCGCUGUGAUAUUCGAGUUCCUGAUAACUGCCCUCAUGCAUCCCCAAGAGUUCGGUUGUCUCAAGUACGCCUGCAUCUAUUACGUGACCGUGCCCUCCAUGUACCUGCUGCUCAUCAUUUUCUCGCUCUUCAACAUGAACAACAUCAGCUGGGGCACGAGGGACUCGCCCAAACCACCCCCGAGCCCCGAGGAACUUGAGCAGCAGAAGAAGAGCCAAGCGAAGAGCGCGCACGCGAAAGCCACCAACCGAAGGGAAACAGGAGCCGUGGAGUUCUCCCUGGCCGGGCUAUUCAAGUGCAUGCUGUGCACCCGGGACCAGACGCGCGAAUACGAAAGCGACUACAAGGAGGUAACGACGGCGCUCCUUAAAAUCGACAGCCGGCUGGAUGAGAUGGAAAAUGGCUCUCGGAAUCUGCGGGACGUGAACCAUCAUCACCACCACCACCAUCGCAAAAGUAGCUUGGACGACGGGGGCUCCUCGAGCAACCCAGUUGGUCGCCGGGUCGAGUUCGUCGAUGGGCUGAAGGACAAGGACGAAAGCAGCACGAGCUCCGAGUUCGACGACAGCGACUUUGACGCGGACAGCGUGAGCGUGAGGAGCAUAGCUCAGGAGAGCGACAACUUUUUGGUGUCGCCGAAUUGGCUGCACAGCAACGAUCUGGGCAAGGGCGAGGUCGAGUUUCUCAAGUCGGACGAGGAGACCUUCUGGAAGCAGUUCAUCAGCACCUACCUCGAGCCCAUCGAUAAGGAUCCCAAGCGCGAGGCCGAUAUAGCGAAGAAGAUACUAGACCUGAGGGAUCAGUACAUCUUCAAGUUCUUCAUGAUAAACGCGCUCUUCGUGCUCAUCAUAUUCCUGAUGCAGAUGCAAAAGGAGCUGAUACACUUGCGGUGGCCCUUCGGGGUCAAGUACAACAUAACGUUCGAUAGCGAAGCCACCGAAGUACACGUAGACAGCCAAUACCUGCGCCUGGAGCCCAUAGGCUUCGUCUUUAUUCUCGGCUUCCUUUUGGUCCUGCUCAUACAAUUCGUGGCCAUGCUCUUCCAUCGCUUCGACACUUUCUCGCACAUCAUGGCCAAGGUCUCCCUGGACUUUUACUGCUGCGACAAGACGAUGUACCUGUCCGAGGAAGCAAAGACCGAACGGCUCGCCGAGAAGAUAAUGCGCGAGCUGCAGCGCGACAUCGACAACGACACCAAAGCAAACGGCCACCGCAACACCCUGCCGCCGAGGAAGCGCAUGACCAUCCACAACAUAGCCGACAACAAGGACAAACACGCGUACGCCAAAUCGUUCGGCACCGAGCUCCAGAAGAACUUGAACGCUUCCGGAAAGACUGGUGAAACUGGCAUGAUGCUGUCGAAGCGAUUGUCGCGCGUGCUGCAGAGGAGACGGACCGUCGUUUUGGCCGAGCGUCAAAACGAAAAACAACAUCUGCAACAACAACAGCAGCAGCAGCAGCAGCAGAGACAACCCGAGCCCGAGAAAAUUUACGCGAGUACCGAGGCAAAUAACGAGUCGAGGCAGCGUCAGCCUGAGCGCAAUCACGCGUACGAGAACCCGGGGUUCGCCGACGAUGAGUUUUUGAAGGAGGAGAGGAUUUGAACGGAUGAAAUGUGCUGCUGUUGUUGUUAUUUUUUUUUUUUUUUUUUUACAAAUACAUAUUGUGUGUUGUACUCAUUAUCGAGUUCGCGUAUAGUGAGAUGUGUGGGCGUGUACAAGAUUUUUUUAUACGUAUACAUGUGGCAAUAAGAUCGACCGUUGUUGUGA